AUGGAGAAUCUAACUAACCGACCCGUUACAGCUUGCUACUGCGUGAAACCUGUUGGUGCUAUCUCGACAUAUCCUGGAUAUGGUGGAACAGCUGCUCCAAGUACUACUGCCCGACCUUUUAAGGAGACUGAGUCAACCGACCAGUCUGGUCACAAUGGCACUGACCCGCUUGACCGUUUUCCGUCUACGGAUGACAUUGUUCUAAUCGCAAACGGGACACGAUUGGAUUGCGCUGCCUACUACUGGACCCAGGACACUACCGAUAACCUUGCUGCCGAUUGCUGGGCACUGACGGGAAUCUACAGCAUCACACCCGAGGAAUUUGUUCUGUGGAACCCAUCUCUGGCCGACCCUAACAAAGCCGAAGCGGAUCUUGACGCAGCGACACCAUCAGUCACGGGCAUCAUGACGUACAGGAAUGACUUUGCCUACCCGUGCACCAUCUCUUCGAGCGUCUCCUACUGCGUUGGCCUCUCACCAGCUACUACCUCUGCUGCGGCAGAGAAAGUAAUUGAGACCCCGACCCCUCGCGCUGGAGGAGAGGCAGCUAAUUGUACAAUGUGGUUCCUCAUGAGACGUGCGGCCAAGUGCAACGACGUGAUGGCUACUUAUGGCUUAGAAUUUGGAGAAUUCUACCAAAUGAACCCAAGCGUCAAGUCGGAUUGCACAGGGCUGGUCCUCGGGACCUAUUAUUGUCGGUCGACCUAUCCACUUGGUGAUGCAGUGGGAAUACCGGGAUGGAGCUACUCUGAAGGGGACGACUCUACGACUCCGUCAGCAACUGCAUCAGCCCCAGAUACGUCUGAGACCGGGGCUUCGGGCACAAAAUCUGGCACGCCGUCUCCUGUGCAGACUGGUAUACUCAAGACGUGCAACAAGUACCACAAGGUCGUCAAGGACGACACUUGCUAUGACAUUGCCCAGACGGCCAACAUAGAGCUUAGCACAUUUUACAAGUGGAACCCGGCUGUGAAGUCGGAUUGCUCCGACCUUGAACUGGAUUCGUAUGUUUGUAUUGGCUCAGCUUAG
Molecule: messenger RNA, 1029 nt
Organism: Fusarium sp. VM40
Lineage: Eukaryota; Fungi; Ascomycota; Sordariomycetes; Hypocreales; Nectriaceae
Source: the annotation of a GenBank genome assembly